This is a messenger RNA of Linum trigynum, 576 nucleotides long. The record is from the annotation of a GenBank genome assembly. Lineage: Eukaryota; Viridiplantae; Streptophyta; Magnoliopsida; Malpighiales; Linaceae.
CUCUAAAACGAUAAAUCCACAACACGCGUUCACGAUUCCCAAUCACAAAUGGCCACAGAAAAUCCCACAUCCUUGUUCUACCUUUCCAAAUCUACAAUCACCCGAGUUCCCACCCCGACCUCCGACGACGGGUUCACCUUCGUUCCCGAAUCCAGAUCCCAACCUCCGACGGCGGGUUCCCCUUUGUUCCCGAGUCCAGACCCCAACCUCCGACGGCGGCUUCGCCUUCGUUCUCGAGUCCCGACCCCAACCUCCGACGGUGGCUUCGCCUUCGUUCUCAAGUCCCGACCCCAACCUCCGACCAGAGAUUCAGCAGAUCUGGUGAUUCACCGCUGCCGCAACACCUCCGGAGACGGCUGAAUCAAACAGUGAUGACUGCAUGCACGAGGAAGAUAGAGAGUCGCCUCCCGCCGGAGAUGUUGCUCUGCCUCGGAAGUUUCCCCAAUCGCCUGCUAUUUAAGCUCGGUGCUCUGUAGAGAGUGGGUUAAUAGGGGGAAGAUGAGGGUCAGUUGGGGGAAGAUGAAGAGGGGAAAAGACGAAGUACUUCCGGUAUUUGAAUAACCGGGAAUGAUAACC